CUGAUUCUGAACUGCUGCUGACGGUAUGAGAUCGUUCUCAUCGCGACAAUAACGACACCGAACAAGAGGACAGAUCCCGAGGUGGAGAGAGGGCACCGGGGCCGCGUGAAGCAUUUCUUGCUGCUCCUCACUUGUUUUAGAAUCUGUUCGCUGACUCAGACUUUAAUCCGGUGGAUUUCCUCAAGUAGAUCUGUUCACAUUUCUCCAAGAGGAAGCGAUCUUUUUUUUUAUUUAAAUUUUUGUUUCGAUCAAGGUGCUGGAGCGCAGCUGUGAGGGGAAUAAAGCGCAGCGGACACCCAGAUGUGAUCAGCCUCUUCGCGCUGCAACCAUCCCGCUUUCUUAAACCCGAACCAGAACCACUUUUGCCCGCACCAGACUUCCAGAGCGAUGCCGCAGGUGGAAAUGGUCCUCUUCGUCAUCCUCAUCAUUGGGAUGUGCGUGUACAGUCAGGACCCAGCUUCCAAAGUGGUGUCCGACCGCUACGCCGUCUUCUGGAACCGCACCAACCCCAGGUUUUACCGGGGUGAUUACCACAUUGACGUGUGCAUCAAUGACUACCUUGACGUCUACUGUCCACACUACGUGGGCCCGGUGUCAGACGAACGAGCCGAGCGCUAUGUCCUCUACAUGGUGAACUAUGAUGGAUACAGUUCUUGCGACCACACCGCCAAGGGCUUCAAACGCUGGGAAUGCAACAGGCCACUGUCACCGAAUGGACCUCUGAAGUUCUCCGAGAAAUUUCAGCUCUUCACCCCUUUCUCAUUGGGCUUUGAGUUUCGUCCUGGCAGGGAAUAUUACUAUAUCUCCUCCACCACCGACGAGCGGGGCAGGAGGAGCUGCCUCCGACUCAAAGUGUUCGUCAGGCCUCCCAACAACUGUGUGAAAAACUCUGGAAGUUCGCAGGAAGGCGUCGAUUUUGAUGAGAGGAUGCACAACUCCUUAGAACCCAGAGACGACACCAGCCACGAGUCGGCCGAACCUUCUCGAGGUGACGUGAACUCCGUGGGAUGGCGCCAGUCUUCGGUCCUCCUGCUAAGCUCCGCCCUCCUGCUCCUGGUCGCCGCCUUGUGUUUAUAGCAUCGAGCCUAAGGAAUUCCCCCGCAGGAAAGGACUGUCGCGAUCGGACCGCUGGACGCCGCUGUAACCUGGUACCCCUUCCCUCAAGGAGCACUUUUUUAAUUAAAAAUAAAAACUGACGAGGUCUCUCGGCAAAAAGAGAGAGAAGAGGACUUCCACGCUGAAGCCUUUAUUUUGUUUUGAGACUUUUUUAAAUGCCAACCGGUGCGAUUUUUGACUUUCCAGUGAGUGAGACGUCGGAGCUACGUCUCACUGCUGGUCGGCAGUAUGCAGAUAGAAACCUUUCUUUGCGCUAAAGACGUGUACAUACAUGCAUUUAAACAUACAGCGCACACAAACACGUGCACAACACACAAUCAGGACUCUGUUUAGCUUCAAUCGCAGCAAGAGCAUGCAACGUUUACAGACUUUUUCUGUUCAGGAGCAUCGUGUAAACCCCACGUUUAACACAAAACGCAUCUCACAUCGAUCUGAAGAAGACCUGGGAUCAGUCAUGUCACCACAUCUUCCAGAUGGGGUAAAUUUAUGUCUGUUACUAGGAGAUUGUUUCUGCGAAAAGGGGGUGGAGACUGCUUCGUCUCAAAAAAAAAAAAAAGAAAAAAAGAAAAAAAAAAAAGAAAAAUUCAGAUGUGUCAUUGAAGACUGCAAAACAAAAUGUUAAGAAGCACUCAUCUUUAGUGUCUAGACAGGAGCAAUUUAUUGGUCUUUUUUUAUGAAUCACAUAUUUUCAUUUGUAGCAGCCAACAUGAGUGUACAGAAAAAUAUUUGUGCUGAGCGUCAAAGUCAGUAUGGUUGAUAUUUUGCCAGGCAAAAUUUAUUUUCCUAUUUAUUGUGAAGGUUUUGUGCUUUUUUUCUUGUUACUGUAACAUUUAGUCUCAAAUUACAGUAGAAAAGUAUUAAAAGACAUUUAGUUAGUUAAGAACAGACACACUGUUUAUUUGAUACAAUCAUACACAGAGUGCAGUUUUUGUAAUUGUUUGGUUCCAUCGCUGAAUUAAGCGAAUGGUUUCAAAGUCCAGAUUUAUAAAAAAAACUAAAAAAACAAAACAAAACAAGAAGACUGAUGCGCUGUCGGGAUGUAGAGAUCGUAGAAUGUUUGUGUUGCAAAUUGUCAUUAGCAAAUGUCACACAUGUAGUUUUACUGUUACACGAUUGCUUUUGUGAAUCACUGUCAACACAACUACACCUAAUGUAUAUAUAGAGGUGAAUUUCCUACGAAGUUCAGGGAUGUGUCCAUGCCUAAAAGUUUUUUUUUAAAUAAUAGGAAAGGAUUAUUGUUCUGCAAGUGGGUUUUAAGAGUAACUUUUGAUAUUUUAAGAAUAAUUGAUAUUUUGUGAUAAAUCAUACAGCGUUGCAAAACUGAAGCUACAAUAUUGAGGAGAAAGUUUAAAAAAAUAAUUUUACUGUAAUAAAAAAGUUGAAAUUUUACUGGAAAAUUCACACUGUGUGAAUAAAGUUGUAAUGUUAUAGUGUAAAUUUUUUUAUGAUGAAAAUAUCAUAAAUAUGUGAAUACAUCAGACUGUUUCAAAAAGUUUUAUGAUCAAAAAUGGAUGUAAUUUUCAAGCCAUAGUGUUACAACAAAAAUGUUGUAAUAUUAUAUACAGUGUUUAUAUGGCAGAUGCAGGAUUUCUUUAUCUGUGAAAAACUAUAAUAAUGCAGUGAAAGUAUUUCUAACCUAUUUUUUAAAACAUAACAACGUUAUUCCUGUAGUCUGUUUUCUUGAAAUUUCAACUUUUUUUUAAGUUUUCCAACAAUGACAGUUUUUCUAAAAAAAAAAAAAAAAUUGUCCGUUUUUUAAAAUCCAUUUUUAAAGUGUCAGAUUAUGACCAUAAAAGACUGUAUUCAUGUGAUGUCACAAAUCUGUCACCUUGGAAGACACACAAAGGUGUUGGUUAUUCCACGUAGCACACAGACAUGUAGCGAUAUAUCGCACACUGCAAACCAUAAACUGCAGUGAAAAAUUCAUACAAAUUGCGACUUUCUGACAUACAAUUCAAAGGCAACGAUUCCAAUUUGAUGGAAAAUACUUUCAAAUCUAGGUAGACUAGAUAAGUAAUGAAUGAGGAAGAUAAUAGGAGUCAGUAUGUUUUUGAACAAUUUCUACAUACACAUUCUAUUAAAAAUCAUUUCCAAUGAUGUUUUCUUCAAGUAAUAAACUUUGCCUUUUAUUGAGUCUUUCACUGACCCAUAAUGCAACGCCCCUUUGGAAUAGUUCUCUUUGUUACAUUUUAUUGACAGUUGUGUUAACUGUUUUCAACAUUACAUAUUCUGAAUUCUGGGUCUCUGAAAGACUCUAUAUGGAAGAAUCAACAUAGCUAACAGUCUUAAGCUACGGUCACAUUAGCUGGAAGCGACAGAGGCAAAACAACGACUUGCCGUUGACAACGGUAGCUCUGUUGCCAGCUAAGUGGGGCCACCAUAGACAAGAAGUUUAUUUUAUGCAAAUACUGAGCGACAGGCACCAUGACAUCAGCUGGUUGUUCGUGCAAACUAAAUAAUCCAAGAUGGCGGAAAAUGCUUUGAAACAGCUGUACUUCUGUAAAAAUAUAAUGUUUCUCAGAUAUUUUGUAAAAGCUGUCGAGAAAUAAACACUUCUAAAUCUUC
Molecule: messenger RNA, 3681 nt
Organism: Thalassophryne amazonica
Lineage: Eukaryota; Metazoa; Chordata; Actinopteri; Batrachoidiformes; Batrachoididae
Product: ephrin-A5b-like
Exons: 5
Coding region: 388-1077 (229 amino acids)
Biological process (GO): axon guidance; regulation of actin cytoskeleton organization; ephrin receptor signaling pathway
Cellular component (GO): external side of plasma membrane; plasma membrane
Molecular function (GO): ephrin receptor binding
Source: RefSeq, a predicted model, not a curated record